AUGACAGUCUACACAGCAUCAACCACAGCUCCAGUCAACAUUGCGGUGAGUACAUUGAAAUAUUGGGGGAAAAGAGAUAAACAAUUGAAUUUACCAACCAAUUCAUCCAUUUCUGUGACCUUAGCUCAAGAUGAUCUGAGAACUUUAACAUCUGUUGCCACUUCAUCCGAAUUCCCAGAAGAUAAAUUAUGGUUAAAUGGUAAAGAAGAAUCAUUAGCUUCAGAAAGAACACAAAAUUGUUUAAAAGAUUUAAGAAAUUUACGUCAAGAAUUAGAAUCAAAAGAUGAUUCAUUACCAAAAAUUUCAAAUUGGAAAUUACAUAUUGUUUCUGAAAAUAAUUUCCCAACUGCUGCUGGGUUAGCAUCAUCAGCUGCUGGGUUUGCCGCUUUAGUUGUUGCAAUUGCAAAAUUAUAUAAAUUACCACAGCCAACUUCAGAAAUUUCUAAAAUUGCAAGAAAAGGUUCAGGUUCUGCUUGUAGAUCUGUCUUUGGUGGUUAUGUUGCAUGGGAAAUGGGUGAAAAAGAAGAUGGUUCAGAUUCAAAAGCUGUUGAAGUUGCUCCAUUAUCUCAUUGGUCAAAUUUAAAAGCUGCUAUUUUAGUUGUUAGUGCUGAUAAAAAAGAUACUCCAUCAACAAGUGGUAUGCAAACCACGGUGCAAACUUCAGAUUUAUUCCAAUGGAGAAUUAAAGAAGUUGUUCCAAAAAGAUUUGAAGAAAUGAAAAAAUCUAUAUUAGAUAAAGAUUUUACAAAAUUUGCAGAUUUAACAAUGAAAGAUUCAAAUUCUUUCCAUGCAACUUGUUUAGAUUCUUAUCCACCAAUUUUUUAUUUAAAUGAUACCUCUAAAAAAAUCAUUAAAUUAGUUCAUUCAAUUAAUGAAUUUUAUGGUAAAACUGUUGCAGCUUAUACAUUUGAUGCAGGUCCAAAUGCAGUUAUUUAUUAUGAAGAUCAAAAUGAAUCAAAAAUUUUCAGUUUCUUAUAUAAAUUAUUCUCAAAAGUUGAAGGUUGGGAAUCAAAAUAUUCUCAAGAAACUCUUGGUGCUUUUGAACAACAAUUUGACUCAAUAAAAGAAAAAAUUCAAUUCCAAUUAGAUGAUGAAUUAUAUAAAGGUGUUAAUAGAAUCAUCUUAACAAAAGUUGGUGAUGGUCCUCAAGAUACUAAAGAAUCUUUAGUUAAUGCUGAAGGUUAUCCAAAAGCUUAA
Molecule: messenger RNA, 1197 nt
Organism: Hansenula ciferrii
Lineage: Eukaryota; Fungi; Ascomycota; Saccharomycetes; Phaffomycetales; Wickerhamomycetaceae
Gene: MVD1
Product: diphosphomevalonate decarboxylase MVD1
Exons: 2
Coding region: 1-1197 (398 amino acids)
Biological process (GO): isoprenoid biosynthetic process; isopentenyl diphosphate biosynthetic process, mevalonate pathway
Cellular component (GO): cytosol
Molecular function (GO): ATP binding; diphosphomevalonate decarboxylase activity
Source: RefSeq, a predicted model, not a curated record